Messenger RNA from Sphenostylis stenocarpa, 1917 nucleotides. The record is from the annotation of a GenBank genome assembly. Lineage: Eukaryota; Viridiplantae; Streptophyta; Magnoliopsida; Fabales; Fabaceae.
AUGGUGGUGGCGGGUGUGUCCCACGCCAUCUCCAUCUCAAUCUCCACCCCCACCAGAGCCCCCUCUUGCAACGAUUUCCGCGCCCAAAAAGCACCCUCUUCCUUUUUCGGCCUGGCCCACUCUCCCCAGCCCAAUCUCUCCAUCUCCGCCAGAAGGAACCGCCACAACACCACCCACUCUUGCCGCUGCACCCUCAAUUUCGACGACACCUGCCUCAAUUGGGAUUGGAACCGAUGGUGCCGCUAUUUCUCCGAAAUCGAACAGGCCGAGAACUUUGCCUCUGUCCUCAAGUUUCAACUUGAUGAUGCUAUUGAGAAGGAGGACUUUGAAGAGGCCAUUAAGUUGAAGAGGGCUCUAUCGGAGGCAACGUCGAAGGACACUGUUGCUGAAAUUAUGGACCAGUUGAAGAGUGCUAUAGAUGAUGAACGAUAUCAUGAUGCUUCAAGGUUGUGUAAAUGCACUGGAAGUGGACUGGUAGGCUGGUGGGUGGGGUACUCAAAAACCUCAGAUGACCCCUUUGGUAGAAUUAUACAUAUAAGUCCUGGUAUGGGUAGAUUCAUUGGCAAGAGUUACAGUCCAAGACAGUUGAUGACAGCAUCUACUGGAACUCCAAUUUUUGAAAUUUAUGUGGUAAAAAAUGUCGAUGACACAUAUCAUAUGCAGGUAGUGUAUUUGCGACAAGCGAAAGGAAAGUCAAGGAGAAACUCUCAAUCUAUAUCUACUAAAGGCCCAUCCAAACCUGAGGUGGAUAAUGUAUCUUCAGUUCAGGUGCAGGAAGAUGAAGAGAAGGUUGAGAGAAAUGAUGAGAAAAACAGUAAUAUUGAGGCAGUAACUGAAGAGGGCAUUAAAAGUGUUAUAAAUUUUCUUAAAGAAAAAAUUCCAGGAUUAAAAGUCAAAGUUAUGAAUGUUAAUGUUGAAGACGAAGCAGCAGGGAACAAUGAUUCUAUUCAACAAUUGAUGGAAGAAGAUAGUAAUAAAACUGGCUCCAGUGAGAAUCAUGAAGAGGAAGUUGAUAAUCUCGAUGAACCUGAUGGGGUAACUCUGGACAGAGAUGGAGAUGCCACGGAUGAAGAAAAGGAUUUGGAAAUGAAGCUUUUUAUUGGUGGGGUUGUGCAUAACAAUGAGGAUACUCCAGUGAAGGAUGAAUUUAUACGUCUUCCUGCUGUAAUAAAAAAUAUGGAAAAGGAUUCUUUUGUCUUUCAUUUUGCUAGCAAAAAUCUAGACUAUGGUAUCAGAGAAGAUAAAGUUCCCAAUAUCAAAGUAGCUGCUUUAGCAGCGCAAGGAGUUUCUGAGCUUAUGCCUCCUGAUGUUGCUAAUGCAUUUUGGAGUUCUGACAAAGUCUCUUCCAAGAUCUCCAAAAGCAUGCGUGAUAUUGUCAGAGUUGCUAUGAGUCAAGCACAGAAAAGAACUAGAUUAUCUGGGGAUACAUAUUUUAACCGGAUAACUUGUUCAAGAGGGAAUUCUGAUCCUUUUGAUGGACUCUAUGUUGGCGCGUUUGGCCCUUAUGGCAUGGAAAUAGUUCACUUGAGGAGAAAAUUUGGACAUUGGAAUGAAGUAGACAGGGAACAUAACACUUCAGACCUGGGAUUCUUCGAAUAUUUAGAGGCUGUGAAGUUAACUGGGGAUCUUAAUGUUCCUGCUGGCCAGGUGACAUUCCGUGCAAAAAUUGGCAGAGGCAACCGCAACCCCAAUCGUGGGAUGUAUCCUGAUGAUUUAGGAGUGGUUGCUAGUUAUAAAGGCCAGGGGAGAAUAGCUGAUUAUGGUUUUCGAAAUCCAAAAUGGGUCGAUGGAGAACUGCUCCAACUUAAUGGCAAGGGCAUGGGGCCAUACAUGAAAGGUGCAGAUCUUGGUUUCCUUUAUGUCGUGCCUGAGCAAAGUUUUCUUGUGUUGUUCCACCGGUUGAAACUACCCGAGUGA